UGUCAGUCAAUGCUGUGAGAAUUUUGUGAGUCAUCUUCCGGGCGGUGCACUUUACCUGCCUGAUGCGAGUUGGUUCCUCCUGGCAGGGGAGGACCUAGCUGAAAUUCCUAUAGAGCAGGGAAGCGGCCAGUUGAAAUUUAGGAAGCGGCUGUGAAUGGCAACUGAAGGAGAGAGGGGUGCAAAGUAAAGUAAAUACCAUGUGCGGACCCAAGGAAAUGGACUCUGCAAGGUUUGGGAAGUUUCUGAUGAAACUUGGCCUGAUUUUGAUUGUCAUCGGACAUCUCAAUUUCAUAACUGGUGCCAUUGUACAUGGAUUGGUAUUGAGACAUUUAGCCCAGCUGCAAGAUGCUGUGGCGCUGCAAUAUUCUGUCGCCAAUAUCACUGCUGUGGUAUCAACAAUACUGAGUAUAACAUGUGGAAUAACUGCUAUUGUCCUGUCUCGGUACCUGGCGCAUGUACCUCUGCGCUGGACAGUGUUGGUACUUGGUAUAAUUAAUGCAAUCCUUUCUGUGGCCUGUGUGGUUGACCUGGUUGUGUCUGUAAUCAUCACGGUGGGAAAUAAAGGUCGCACGCUGCUGUCGUCAUGUGUUUUCUCCAACCUGGAGCUCAUUCAAAUCUCAUAUGAGUGUCCCUUUGAUCCUACAAGAAUCUAUAGCACCACUCUGUGUCUGUGGGUGAUCUCCAUCUUACUGGAUGUUGCUGAAGUUGUGUUCAGUGUACGCUGUUUCCUUACUGUCUUCAAGCUUAUGGACAUUAAACUCUGCCGGAAAAGACAAGACAAGUUUCAUAGUCACCAGAAGGAUGAUGCUGUAAUCACAGAACAGGAUGCUCAGAAUGAAGAGGCUGAAUGUACUGUAAUGUUGUGAUAAGCGCUAAGCAAUGUCAUGGUAGGGUGCACAUAUGCAGUUUUAGUCUAAAAGUCAUGUACUAGAUAGCAGUCCAUCCAUCUCCAGUUUACAGAGAACUCAUACUGAAACAUUGUUCAGGCCAUCCAAGUACAGAAGCAGGACUGCACUGUAAUAGAAAAUAAGUUAGUAGCAAGAUUUUAAGCCCAUGAUGAUAUUCUGUUCUUCAUAAGAGAAGAUCCAGACUUCAGUCAUCUCUCAGAGAUGAGGUGGGUGUGCCUGGGUUCAAGUCUAACGGUCAAACGUUUUUUCUUUUGUUUUGUUUUUUUGGGGGGUAGGGAAAUGCUUAUUUUCUAUCCUAAAUACUGUCUGCACAACUAUAGAUCUGUAACUGUGCAAUAAGAUGCUGUGGCCUGAAGAGGGGAAGGCAUGGUUAGCAACUCACAUGUGAUGAUUUUAUCUGUAGUUGUGUUAUUCUGUUGGGCACAGAAAUUUAGCAGCAUAUGAUGCAGAAGGCAUUCCACUUUGAUGUGAUGCUUUGCAAUGCAUUGAUAAUUUGUAAAAUAUAUGUUCAGUUGAUGUAAAUGUAAUGUUUGAAGGUAAGAUCUAUAUCAGGGGUGAGAUGUUAGUCCAUUCAAGGUGUUACAGAAGACAGUACUCACACACUCUUAUAAGACUUUAUUUCUGUUAGAAAAUCAUAUAGCGUAGUGCUAAAUUCACUGUGCUCUGAUUGUUUCAAGGGGUUAUACUGCAAUAUAUAUUACAGAGUAGCAUAAUACAGAAGAACAUUCAGUACAGGCUGUCAAUACAUACAGAGUAUUUGAUGAUAACACCUCCAAACCCUACUGGUGUGUCUGAUCUGUACCACAACUCUUCCACUCAUAUAGGCUAUGUCCAGUAUAGUAGUUUGCACAGACAUUGUACAGCAUAUUAGUCCCCUAAAAAGUAUUGGCAGUGCUAGAGGCCAAUCUGACACCCAUGCAGACAAAUUAAACCAUGCUACCAAUUACUACACAGACCUUGAAAUUAGAACUGCAUCACUGUAUUUGCCAAAUACAGAAUUUCAUUCAGGCAGAUGUACAUGCCAAAUGAAAAUUUACAGUGAUGAAUAACUUAUAAACACAAAACGUAAUGUACAUGUA
Xenopus laevis (African clawed frog) is the source of this 1987-nucleotide messenger RNA. It is a transcript of the gene tmem54.S, whose product is annotated as transmembrane protein 54 S homeolog. The transcript is spliced from 6 exons. Gene Ontology annotation, cellular component: membrane. NCBI's taxonomy places the organism in Eukaryota, Metazoa, Chordata, Amphibia, Anura, Pipidae. The coding region runs from base 198 to 866 and encodes 222 amino acids. The record is from RefSeq and is a predicted model, not a curated record.